AUGGGAGAACUCGGGGGACACGGCGGGGGUGGCGCUGACUCCUGUGUGUCGCCAGGAGUGUCGCCGGUGUCCCCAAUCCACGUGUACACGCAGCGCGAGGUUUAUGGCACCGUGGGGGCGAGUGUCACCUUGUCGUGCAGCUUCUGGUCCAGCGAGUGGAUCUCGGAGGACAUUUCCAUCACCUGGCACUUCCAGGCCGAGGGCACCCGCGACAGCAUCUCCAUCUUCCACUUCGCGCAGGGCCAGCCUUACAUCGAUGACGUCGGGAGCUUCAAGGAGCGCAUGGAGUGGGCGGGGAACCCUCGCCGCAAGGACGGCUCCAUCAUCAUCCACGGCCUGGAGCCCGGCGACAAUGGCACCUUCACGUGCGACGUCAAGAACCCGCCCGACAUCGUGGGCAAGUCCUCGCAGGUCACGCUCUACGUGCUGGAGAAAGUGCCCACCCGUUACGGGGUCGUGCUGGGCUCUGUCAUCGGCGGGGUCCUGCUCUUGGUGGCCGUGCUGGUGGCCCUGGGCUACGUCACCCGUUACUGCUGGCAGCGGCGCCAGGCGCUCCUGCAGCGGCGGCUGAGGUGA
Sturnus vulgaris (Common starling) is the source of this 576-nucleotide messenger RNA. Lineage: Eukaryota; Metazoa; Chordata; Aves; Passeriformes; Sturnidae. The record is from RefSeq and is a predicted model, not a curated record.